Messenger RNA from Sinocyclocheilus grahami, 3262 nucleotides. Its product is annotated as ankyrin repeat domain-containing protein 33B-like. NCBI's taxonomy places the organism in Eukaryota, Metazoa, Chordata, Actinopteri, Cypriniformes, Cyprinidae. The record is from RefSeq and is a predicted model, not a curated record. Bases 495 to 2024 code for a protein of 509 amino acids. The transcript is spliced from 4 exons. Gene Ontology annotation, molecular function: protein binding.
UUUUGUAACGCACGCGUCUAUUUCUCACUUAUCUUCUGCGGGGAAUGUCCAACGCUUCCACCCUCAAAGCUGCUUGUUUGGAACAUCACAAUAUCAGAAAAGUUUCUCCAGGAAACAAAUUGCGACAUUCUGAAGACUUUCAUAUUACAUGGAACUGCAAAUCUACUUGUUUUCGGUUUCCACAUGCGUUUCUGAUCGUCGCCGGGUGCUGCUGAUGAACACUACAUUGACAGUGGCGUUAUAGAGUCAGCAGUUAUCAAAAUGAGCUGAUAAAACUACGGUACGUUAUUAUUACAUGGACACCAAUUGCACUUGCUUUGAGUGGGGAAAUGAAGUCGCGGAUACCCAAAAGAUUUGAACCUCCGUUUGGAGAUUAGACGCUUUUUAAAAUAGCAUUUUUGCUCGUUUGGUAUCUAUGAUUUUAACGUAGGCUACCUAAAUGCAGCUGAAGGAGACCAGGAGGUGACUUGAGGAUUUUAUCCUAUUGGGGUUAAAUGGUUCUGAUAACGGACUGCAGGGAUGGCGGAGGAUCAUCUCCAGGAAGGGUUAAACCACUUAGACAUGCUAAAAGCGGCCCGAUCUGUCCCACUAUCGUGGAGGAAUCACCUGAUCGCGCGGGCGAUGACGAUUAUGAUGAAUAUCUUGGCUCGGUUGAGUUGGAUGAGGACUUCGAGGAGUUGGAUGACUUCUCUGAACUGCCGGAUAACAGGAGUAUCGUCUCAGAUGACUCCUUUUAUCCACCGGACGAUGACUUUGUUGACUCCGAGAGAACCCCUUCCCCGGAGAGUCCCGCUCCGCUGUCCUUUUUCCAAGCGUGUCGCAACAACAACGCGCUUAUAGUGAAACUCAUGAUUAGACAAGGUGUUACGGAGGAGGACGUCCAGGAGACGGACAAAAACAAUAGAACUGGACUAAUAGUGGCAUGCUACCAAGGGUAUGUGGAUGUGGUGACUGCUCUCUUCCAGUGUCCUCACCUGGAUGUGAACUGGCAGGACAAUGAGGGCAAUACAGCCCUCACCACCGCUGCCCAGGCGGGUCACAUCACAAUCACUAACUACCUACUCAACUACUUUCCCGGGCUUGACAUCGAGAAGAGGAACUGCCACGGUUUCACCGCUCUGAUGAAAGCUGCUAUACAGGGUCGAGUGGAAUGUGUCAGAGCCCUGAUGCUGGCAGGAGCUGACAUAGAAGCCAGGGACAACGGGAGGAAGUUCACUGCGCGAGAAUGGGCCAUCUUCACAAGCCGCUAUGACACGGUGUUUGCCAUGACGCGGCUGAUGCAGCAGCCAUGUGCGGAUCAGUUCAGCGACACCUAUCGGCCUGAGUGGCCCCUUCUGCCCGCGCUGGUGGCCAAAGCUCAGACGCCCAAAGGCUGCAUUCAGAAAAUUUCACAGACACUGGGGGACUUCUUUGACAUCAGCAACGUCACUGAGGCUUCAGAGGACGGGGUUCUGGAUCACAUGGUGCGCAUGACAACAGCACUGGGGAGCCCAUUCAUUGCAAUGGCAUGUCGAACGGUGUGUCCCGGCAGCCCGCCCUGCGUUGGAAAACGCAGUUACUCUGUUCAGGAGAUACUAAAAAAACAACGAAUUGAGCAGCUGAAAAGUCUGGGACCCGAGCGCCUCGAGAACUACAAACGUCUCUUCCAGAACUCCCGUGUCCUACUGGUGCCCAAACCGAAAGAUCGUCGUGCAAGUCUGCAACCCCAGGCCCAAUCAGAUGGCUCCUCCUCUUCCUCACCGGCCAUCCGCAGGGCCAGUCUGCUCCCCUUACACCUACUGAGGAGGAGCAGUGUUAGGCCAGGUAUGGUGGUGCCCAAGCUGAGGAUUACCAAGGCACCCACGGCAACCUACAUGCCGGAGAAAGUGCGGCGGAAAAGCAGCUGUAGAGACGACCAGUUCCUCCAGAUACCAAAGUGGAGAUAUAAAGAACUGAAAGAGGAGCGAAAGAAAGCAGAGGAGGUGGAAAGGAAAAGAUUGGAGGCCAUAACAAAGAGACAACUCACUACGGGCAAAAGGAAAUAAGUGUGUGCAAACAUACUGCUCACCAUUUAAUACUUGAAAUGCAAUUUUGAUAUUGGAUUCCAAUUUAUUCUACUAUUUAUUGUUUUGUUUUUUAAAGAAGACUAAUUUUUAUAAUGUUAAAUGAUAAGUUAAAAGAUGAGUUUAAUGAUAAAUUAACUCCUAUUUACCCUAUUUAAAAUGUGAAUGAUUUAAAGUGAACAGCUCCUUUAAUUCCAUUUCAUGUGUUUGAUCAUCAGGAAAAAAGCCAACCAGAUCAGCUAAUAUGGGUGCGCUACUAAAACCAGAUGCUACUUUAUGUUUACAUCCUUAAAUUGAUUCUUUGACUUUUAGAGUUGUCCAAAUGCUAACAUUGUCUCAGAUUUAACAGUAGCAUUGUGAAUGUAUUUAACAAACAUACUUUUUCAAUACCUCAAUUUAAAACUAUUUUUAUAAACAUUGAAGAUGUUGAUGGUAUUUCGGCAGCAGCCAUGCCUGUAUUUGCACACAUUUCAAAUGCUACAGACAAUUACCAGCAAGUAAUGAAAAAUGGGAAAAGAGGUAGUGAUAUCUUGAAUCAGCAUCUUAUUAGAUUUUUUUUCUGUACAUGUAUUUUAAUAUUUAUUUAUACUACUAAAGCACUCUAAGGUAAUUACUUCAACGACCAUGUUCUGAAACUAUAACUGUUCAAGAAAUACAAUGUAUUAUAUUUUAGAAAAUGGUAUUUACUACUAUAUGGUGAGAGUGGGGUUAGAUGCGUCAUGCUUGCACACUAAAUGAUUGGCUUUUGUGUAUCAAGGACCAAACUUUCACAGCUGCCUGUGAUGGAGAGAUGCGUUUAAAAAAGGCUAAACAUUUCUUUGCAUGUCAAAUUAAAUAGUUCUACAUGUAAGGUAAAAUGAAAGCCAACCCAAUUGAAUACAGGUAUACACACUACUGUUCAAAGUGUAGGGUGAGUGAGAUUUGUUUUAUAGAAAUUAAUAGUUUUAUGUAGCAAGGACUCAUUAAAUUGAUCAAAGGUGACUGUGAAGACUUUUAUAAUGUAACAAAAGAUUUCUAUUUACAAUAAAUGCUGUUCUUGUGAAUUUAUGAGGAAUCCAGAAAAAUAUGUAUCAAGGUUUCAACAUUGAUAAUAAUAAAUGAUUCUUGAGCAGCAAAUCAGCAUAUUAGAAUGCUUUGUGACUGAGUAGUAAGUGUCACAUUGGAGUAAUGGCUGCUGAAAAUUCAGCUUUGCCAUCACAGGAAUAAAUUGUUUAUAUAUA